This is a messenger RNA of Gadus macrocephalus (Pacific cod), 4303 nucleotides long. It is a transcript of the gene far1, whose product is annotated as fatty acyl CoA reductase 1. Gene Ontology annotation, molecular function: alcohol-forming very long-chain fatty acyl-CoA reductase (NADP+) activity. Gene Ontology annotation, biological process: long-chain fatty-acyl-CoA metabolic process. The transcript has 13 exons. The record is from RefSeq and is a predicted model, not a curated record. NCBI's taxonomy places the organism in Eukaryota, Metazoa, Chordata, Actinopteri, Gadiformes, Gadidae. Gene Ontology annotation, cellular component: peroxisome. Bases 157 to 1713 code for a protein of 518 amino acids.
CGCUAAAUGACUCCACCACCCUUCAUGUUUCCUGUUCUCGAGACUCGAGCUGACGCUGCUCGCACCACACAGGACACGCGGGUUUCAUUCACACGUUUUCAUCCGGGUGAACUUUUUAAAAGCUUUUGUCCAAAUUAAAAUUGGAGGGCUGUCAUCAUGGUGAGCAUCCCAGAAUACUAUGCCGGAAAGAAUGUGCUGAUCACCGGUGCAACUGGCUUCAUGGGCAAGGUGCUCCUGGAGAAGCUGCUGAGGUCCUGCCCGCAGGUGCGCUCCGUCUACGUGAUGGUCCGGCCCAAAGCGGGCCAGUCUCCCCAGACCCGCAUCGCAGACGUCAUCAACUCCAAGUUGUUUGACAGGUUGCAGGAGGAGCAGCCAGAUUUUGCGGAGAAGAUCAUUGCAGUGAACAGCGACCUCACACAGAAGGACCUGAACCUCAGCAAAGAGGACCAGGCCACCCUGGCCGAACACAUCCACAUCGUCUUCCACUGGGCCGCCACUGUUCGCUUUAAUGAGCCUCUCAAGGAUGCAUUUCAACUGAAUGUCUUGGCCACCCAGAAGAUGGUGACGCUGGCCCACAGUAUGAAGCACCUGGAGGUGUUUCUCCACGUCUCCACAGCCUACGCCAACUGUGACCGGGAGCUCAUCGAGGAAGUGGUCUAUACCCCACCCGUCGACUACAGGAAGCUCAUUGAGAGCCUGGACUGGAUGGAUGAGAAGAUGGUGUCAGCGCUGACUCCCAAGCUGCUCGGGAAGCGCCCCAACACCUACACCUUCACCAAGGCCCUGGCUGAGCACCUGGUGCAGCAGGAGGCCGGGAGCCUGAACGUGGCCAUCGUCAGACCCUCCAUAGUGGGAGCCAGCUGGAAGGAGCCCUUCCCUGGGUGGAUUGAUAACUUUAAUGGACCCAGUGGAAUAUUCAUUGCUGCCGGUAAGGGCAUCCUGCGGACCAUGCGGGCCGCCAACGACGCGGUGGCGGACCUGGUGCCGGUGGACGUGGUCAUCAACACCACGCUGGCGGCCGCCUGGUACUCUGGAGCACAGAUGCACAACAGGCCCAAGAACAUCAUGGUGUACAACUGCACCACUGGGGGAAUUAACCCCUUCCGCUGGGGAGAAGUUGAGCACCAUGUAAUAUCCACGUUCAAGAGGAACCCGCUUGAGCAGGCUUUCAGACGUCCCAAUGUUAAUCUCACAACAAAUCACCUAAUCAAUCAGUAUUGGAUUGCCGUGAGCCACAAGGCUCCAGCUUUCCUCUAUGAUCUGUACCUCAGGUUGAUUGGACGAGAGCCAAGGAUGAUGAAGACGAUCAAUCGUCUGCACAAAGCCAUGAUGGUGUUGGAGUACUUCACCAGCAACUCCUGGGUCUGGAACACUGAGAACCUGAGUAUGCUCAUGGCUCGAAUGAGCCCAGAAGAUAAGAAGGUGUUUAACUUUGACGUGCGCCAGCUGAACUGGGCAGAGUACAUGGAGAGCUACUGCAUGGGCACCAAGAAGUACGUCCUCAACGAGGACCUGUCGGGACUCCCCGCUGCACGCAAACAUCUCAACAAGCUGAGGAACAUCCGCUAUGCCUUCAACACCAUCCUGGUGGUGCUCUUUUGGCGUGUCUUCAUCGCACGCUCCCAGAUGGCCAGGAACAUCUGGUACUUUGUGGUCAGCCUGUGCUUCAAGUUCCUCUCCUACUUCCGGGCUUCCUCCACCAUGAGAUACUGAAGAAGACGCAUGAGGUAGAUGGAAGAAAGGUUGGCACUUGGAGGCAUUGAGAGAAAAGAUGUCUAGGCAUGGGGCCCUUCCCUCUGAUCCGCCUACUUUUAUGUUUACCUGUUUACAUUAAAACCAGCUCAACACCAUGACCAUGCACAGACUGUGGGACUAGUCUCGAAAGUCCAAGGAAGCUCAAUGUUGCAUAUAGUUAAAAGUAUCUCUCCAGAAGUCUCUAUUUAUCCCAUUUCAUAUGGAUAAUGUUUCCCUGGUCCACCGGUCCUAGGCACAGUUCCAGCCUCAUGUGAUGGAAGAGCGGCACUUGGACUUUUCCUAAUGAAACACCAGGUCUACAUUAAUGCAUAAUGAGUUGAGAAUAUAUUUACUUUUUGGAUUUGUUAGGAAAGUUGCAUGGGUUUGGCUUUGGAUGAUCUCCCUCUCUUGUUUUCCAACUGUAACUCCUUGUUGAAUCAUUAACACAUUCUAGCUGUACCAGGGCAAACCCUUGUGUCCAGCGGUAAUGUCUUUAAAUGUUUUGAGUAUGCAAUGGCUGGCUUACAAAUGUUGACCAAGCACAAGGUGUUUUCUUUGAAACCUGUGCCUAUGGAAAAAUAUAUUAUACAUUUGAAGAGCUUUUCUUUUGUUAUUUUUUUCUGGUCUUUUUUAAAUCCAUCUCUGGUCAUCAAGUAUUUACCUCCCUAAGGUAAAAAAAAUAAAAGCUUAUGAGAUUGAUGGGAAGGAUGUUAGACCUUUGAGGCACUGUAAGUAUAAUUAUCAUGACUUGUAUUUUUCAUCAUUUUGAAACCAUACAUUUCUAAAGGCCUCUGGUUGGCUGAUAUCCUAUAUGAUAUCCAUUUUAAAUGCUCUAAUUGAAUACAUUUUCUUAAAGGUCCAAUUUCCCUUUUCCAGAUUUUUUUUCCUUGUAUUCUCACUUUAAAUCUACAAUUUCCUGUCCACUACUUGUACGAUUAUUUUACCUUUAGCAAUAAAGUAUAUUAAUCUGUACUAAGUCCAAACCUUCCCAGGGUUGUUUCAGACCUGGAAAUGUCUUUCAGGGUUUGCAUCAUGGUGGAAUCAAAUAAAACUCGCUCGUCUUUGAACACAGGCUGACCUGUGUAGCCUUAUGUACACCCCACAUCCUUCAUAAUCCCUGCAGUGGUGUGCUUUUUUUGUUGAAUUCCCCUCCCUUUCUCUUGUUACUCGUCAUUGUAUUCAGUGUUUAACAUGGGUUUACCUGGCAUUAAAGUGUACUUGGGCAAUAAAACCCUAAACUGAGAGGUUUUUCAUGUUCGAGUGGAUAACGGAACGACACUGGCCUUGACAUUUCUGCAGGAUGAGUGAUGGACAUACGGUUUAUAGGAUAAAAUUGCACUCCUGCGAAAAACUUGGCAUGACCUAUGCCUGAAGGUUCAAUUGUAAAUCAAUGUGAAAGAAAAGCAAACAUGUUUUCUACCACAAAAGGAUGUUAACAUGACUGCAAGGAUAUGAAUGUGACUGUCGAGUUGCUUGUCAGUAAACAGUUUGUGUACAAUUAAUGUUUUCCUGUAAAUGUAACCAAUUACGCAACAUGUUAUUUAAUACUUUUUUUUGCACAGUGGCAAGCUUCCCAAUACUCACUGCACGGAUCACUGUCUGUCAUUUUGUUUUAAGAAAUCUUUUCAAUCUCUGCAGCUUUGUCAACUAUAUCGACGCAACGUCUUGCAAGUGGGAUCAUUGGGCAGUUUUGGGGUUGUUCUGCCCGUUUAGUAUGCUCUGGUACGGUGUGGAGUCUCCUGUCUAAGGAUUAUUGGGAAAAAUGUAAUUCAGGGUUCCUUCAACAUUAAUAGUUGAUAACUGAGAAGGAUUUAUUGUGCCUUUGCACAUUCUGUUAUGUCAGGGUGUAGACGUUAGUGGAUCAUGGCCAUGUCUUGUGUUUUCACAAAUCACUUCCUGUUCGUUGCAGCUGCAUCAUUGCCAUGAUUAUGCAUUCAGGAAAUCUAAAGAAUCCAGACUUUUCAUUUGCCAUUAAAAACCCCAGCGCUUUUGUACUUUUAAAAUCGAUUACUGAUGGGAAGGUUUUCCCUUUUUCUUUUCUCAAAAUUUGUUUUUAUGCUGAUUAUAUAUAUUUUUGACUUAUGGGUUCACAUUUAGUAUGUUUUUUUUUUUUUUUUAACUGCCAAGUCAUUUUUGUCUCCUGCGUGUUAAACAUUGUGCUUGUUGCUAACCCACACAAAUUCUAUCCAUUGAUUUUGUUCUACUCUUUUAGGCUUUCUUGUCUUAUCUCCAAGAUCCCCUGCGCUCGAUCAAUUAAGCUUGAAGUGAGCCGGAAGGUUUGGACGAGUACCCCUUUACCAUAUUGUUUAUAUUUUUUUGCCUUCUGUUCUUGGUGUCCACCUCUCCAUAAUAUUUCAUUACCAUACACAGUCACGUUAUUUGAGGUGCAGCUCACAAAUGACAGCCAUUGUGUGUAUGUGUGUGUGUGUGUGUGUGUGUGUGUGUGUGUGUGUGUUUUCAUUGGGACUUAAACAAGUUCUUGCAUUGUCAAUGGUAACCUCUUAAAAACAAAUGAAUCAAUGGGUGCCUUGUUUGUAAAUUUAAAAAGAAUAAAGUUAACUAUAUUUAA